AAAUCACCCACAUACUUACUAUCUGUCAAUAGAGCAUACAUAUCAUCCGAUGUGUCAACUUCGUUGGGGAGCUUCCACUGGAUGAUGCAUGCUAUCUAUCUAUGACGAUACCGGAGACAUGUGAGAGACCCGGUCCUUGGAACGGGUUUGUUUACGUGUCGAUUGUUACCGUUAGGAACACCGAUAAAUCCUAUUUUGUACCGGCGCACAGUAGUUUGCAGAUCCCCAGCCCGGAGAUCACCUCAUGACACGGCACACCAUCAGGUCCCCGGGGCGCGGGGAGAGGCUCGCAUCCCAUCAUCGAGCGCCCGCAUGAACAAGCCGCAUAGGAAGCAGGCCUACGCAUUGCCGGUGCUGGAACGGCUGCUGCACGACGGUGAAACAUUCUCGAAGUCCGGCACCUGGGGUCGGCGGCAAGUGGAGCAGCGUACGGAUCCAGCAAGAGGGCCCUCGGAGAUGGGCGGCCGAAUCAAGCUAGCAGGCGCCGAAGUUGUGGGGUUUAGCGCGCCUGAGAGUGGUGGCUGGGUGGGACUGGGCUUUCGGGGGACGGGCUGGGGUGUGUGGUGGUCGAAGGUGGCGGGAGGCCUGAGGCCCGAGCCCGUGGCGGCGAACAGCCACACGAAAAAGAUACAACGAGAAAAGCACCGUGUCCCCGCUCGUGUGGAAAACAAUAACUCAUUUCGAAGCAGAGCACAGGCUCGGGGGCGACCAGAUGGAGCGGAAUGA
This is a messenger RNA of Pseudogymnoascus verrucosus, 726 nucleotides long. RefSeq lists its product as uncharacterized. The coding region runs from base 313 to 726 and encodes 137 amino acids. NCBI's taxonomy places the organism in Eukaryota, Fungi, Ascomycota, Leotiomycetes, Thelebolales, Thelebolaceae. The record is from RefSeq and is a predicted model, not a curated record. The transcript has a single exon.